Aspergillus terreus NIH2624 is the source of this 3237-nucleotide messenger RNA. RefSeq names its product isoleucine--tRNA ligase ILS1. The coding region runs from base 1 to 3237 and encodes 1078 amino acids. Gene Ontology annotation, biological process: isoleucyl-tRNA aminoacylation. Lineage: Eukaryota; Fungi; Ascomycota; Eurotiomycetes; Eurotiales; Aspergillaceae. Gene Ontology annotation, molecular function: tRNA binding; isoleucine-tRNA ligase activity; aminoacyl-tRNA deacylase activity. The record is from RefSeq and is a predicted model, not a curated record. The transcript is spliced from 2 exons.
AUGUCGUCCAUUGAUUUCCCUGCCGAGGAGGAGGUUAUCCUCCAGAGAUGGAGGGAAAUCGACGCCUUCAAGAGGCAAGUUGAGCUCUCCAAAGGCCGUGAACCAUACACCUUCUUCGACGGUCCGCCUUUCGCUACCGGUCUCCCCCAUUACGGUCACUUGUUGGCCUCGACUAUCAAGGAUAUCAUUCCUCGGUAUUGGUCUAUGAAGGGCCACUAUGUCGAGAGACGUUUCGGCUGGGACACGCACGGUGUGCCCAUUGAGUACGAGAUCGACAAGAAGUUGGGCAUGUCGGGUCUGGAGGCCGUGGAGAAAUUGGGAAUUGAGAAGUAUAACGAAGAGUGCCGUGCCAUUGUCAUGAGAUUCGCUUCCGAAUGGCGUGAAACUAUUGAGCGUCUUGGUCGCUGGAUCGAUUUCGACAAUGACUAUAAGACUAUGAACCCAUCUUUCAUGGAGUCGGUCUGGUGGGUCUUCAAGCAGCUGUUUGACAAAGGCCUUGUCUACAGAGGUUACCGCGUGAUGCCUUAUUCGACCGCUCUCAACACUCCCCUGAGUAACUUUGAAGCCCAACAAAACUACAAGGACGUUCAGGAUCCUGCCGUUGUCGUCACAUUCCCUCUGGUGAAUGAUCCCGAGACGUGUUUGCUGGCAUGGACCACCACUCCUUGGACCCUGCCUAUGAACACUGCACUUGCGGUCAACCCCAACUUCGAGUACAUCAAGAUUCUCGACGAAGCCUCCGGCAAACACUACAUCAUCCUCGAGUCCCUUCUUCGCACCCUUUACAAGGACCCCAAGAAGGCCAAGUUCAAGAUUGUCGAUAGACUCAAAGGAUCUGCCAUGAAAGACUGGAAGUACGAGCCUCUUUUCAAGUACUUUUACGAGGAGUUCAAGGACUAUGGCUACCGUGUGCUGAACGCCGAGUAUGUCACGGCUGAAGACGGUACCGGUAUUGUCCAUCAGGCACCUGCUUUUGGUGAGGACGAUUACAAGGUUGGGCUCGAAGGAGGCGUUAUCUCUGAAACACGCCCACCGCCUAACCCCGUUGAUGACACGGGUUGCUAUACCGCCGAAGUUUCGGACUUCGUAGGCCAGCAUGUUAAGGCUGCGGAUAAAGCGAUUAUCAAGCAUCUCAAGGGCACUGGCCGUCUGAUUGUCGACAGCCAGAUUACUCACAGCUAUCCCUUCUGCUGGCGUUCCGACACUCCUCUGAUCUACCGUGCUGUCCCAGCUUGGUUCGUCAAGAUUGGACCUAUCAUCCCCAAGAUGCUCGAGGGCAUUGAAGAGUCGCACUGGGUGCCUUCAUUUGUCAAAGACAGACGGUUUGCCAGCUGGAUCCAGAACGCUCGCGACUGGAACAUCUCCCGAAACCGUUUCUGGGGUACUCCUCUUCCGUUGUGGGCCAGUGACGACUUCAAGGAAAUUGUGGCUGUUGGCAGUGUCGAGGAACUCAAACAACUCAGCGGCUAUGAGGGAGAGAUCACUGAUCUCCACCGUGACAAGGUCGAUAAGAUCACCAUCCCCAGCAAACAAGGCAACGGCGUCCUCCGUCGCGUGAGCGAAGUUUUCGACUGCUGGUUUGAGUCUGGUAGUAUGCCCUACGCUUCUCAGCACUAUCCGUUCGAGAACAAGGAGCAGUUCGAAAAGGGCUUCCCAGGUGACUUCAUCGCCGAGGGAUUGGACCAGACCCGCGGUUGGUUCUACACUUUGACUGUCCUGGGUACUCACCUGUUCGGCCGUUUGCCCUUCAAGAACUGUGUCGUGAACGGAAUUGUUCUCGCCGAGGAUGGAAAGAAGAUGUCUAAGAGACUGAAGAACUAUCCUGACCCUGCUUUGAUCAUGCAGAAGUAUGGUUCCGACGCUCUCCGUCUCUACUUGAUCAACUCCCCUGUUGUCCGCGCGGAGCCACUCAGAUUCAAGGAAUCGGGCGUCAAGGAGAUCGUUGCCAAGGUGCUCCUCCCUCUCUGGAACAGCUACAAGUUCUUUGAGGGCCAGGCAGCUCUCUUCAAGAAGAACAAUGGCAUCGACUAUGUGUUCGACCCCAAGGCGGAAGCUACCAACACCAACGUCAUGGAUCGCUGGAUCUUGGCUAGCUGCCAGAGUCUGCUUAAGUUCGUCAACGAGGAGAUGGCAGGUUACCGCCUGUACACCGUCGUGCCCAGGCUGCUUGAGUUGAUCGAUAACACUACCAACUGGUAUAUCAGAUUCAACCGCAAGCGUCUGAAGGGCGAGAACGGCGUCGAUGACACCCAGCAUGCCCUCAACACCCUCUUCGAAGUUCUCUUUACCCUGGUUCGUGGCCUUGCCCCCUUCACGCCCUUCAUUACCGACACCAUCUACCUCCGCCUUCUCCCCCAUAUUCCUGAGUCGUUGCGUUCGGAAGACAGCCGCAGCGUUCAUUUCCUUCCCUUCCCUGAGGUGCGGGAGGAGCUUUUUGACGAGGUUGUUGAGCGAAGAGUGGCCCGGAUGCAGAAGGUCAUUGAGAUGGCUCGUAUCUCUCGUGAACGUCGUUCGCUUGGAUUGAAGACUCCUCUGAAGACUCUCGUUGUCAUCCACAAAGACCAGCAAUACCUGGACGACGUGAAGUCGCUGGAGGGCUACAUCCUCGAGGAGAUCAACAUCCAGGAGCUUGUCCUGUCCACGGAUGAGGAGAAGUACAAUGUCCAGUACAGCGUUUCUGCUGACUGGCCCACUCUGGGCAAGAAGCUUAAGAAGGAUGCGCAGAAGGUUAAGAAGGCCCUGCCUUCCCUGACCAGCGAGGAUGUGAAGAAGUUCGUGGCCGACAAGAAGAUGCUUGUUGAUGGUAUCGAGCUCGUCGAAGGCGACCUCGUAGUGAAGCGGGGUCUGAAGGAGGACGAGUCAUCGAAGGACUUGGAGCCCAACACUGAUGCCGAUGUCCUGACUAUCUUGGAUGCGAGCAUCCAUCCGGAACUGGCCCAGCAAGGACUGGGUCGUGAGAUCGUCAACCGCCUGCAGCGUCUUCGUAAGAAGGCUGGCCUGGUGCCCACUGAUGACGUGAAGAUGGAGUAUGUUGUCCUUUCUGACCCAGACAACAUCGGUAUCAGUGAAGCUUUCGAGACGCAAUCCAAACUCAUUGAGAAGGCGGUGCGCCGGCCGGUUGAACGGUAUGAGGUGGCUGAUGGGAAGACCCCUAGCGGCGAGCAGGAAGGCCUCAUCAUGCAGGAGGAACAGGAAGUGCAGAAGGCGACUUUCCUGUUGCGUUUGCUGAAGCUUUAG